This is a messenger RNA of Fukomys damarensis (Damara mole-rat), 1002 nucleotides long. It is a transcript of the gene Nkg7, whose product is annotated as natural killer cell granule protein 7. The record is from RefSeq and is a predicted model, not a curated record. Gene Ontology annotation, cellular component: plasma membrane. Bases 278 to 775 code for a protein of 165 amino acids. Lineage: Eukaryota; Metazoa; Chordata; Mammalia; Rodentia; Bathyergidae. The transcript has 4 exons.
GCACCCGCGAAAGAGGCGAGUUCUAAACCACACCUAAACCACCUCUGAUGUGACGCCCUGCGGGGAGAAGCCUGUGGGGAGGACUCUCUGCCUGCAGACCAGGAAGGCAGGGGGUGUGAAGAGCGGCUGCCCGCCCGCCGGGAACUGUGUGAAGCCCCCCUCCCUGCGCACUGUUGCGAAGCACCCUUGGGCACCAUCACUGCCACUCCUGCUGCUCCAGCUCACAGGACUCAGGAGCCUCUUUGUCCCUCAGAACCCGCAAGCCCAGCUCUGGCCCAUGGAGCCCUGUCGGUCCCUGGCCCUGCUCGCCGGCUCCUUGGGCCUGGCGUCCUCCCUGGUGGCCAUCAGCACCGACUUCUGGAUAGUGGCUGUGGGGGUGACCUCAGCUCACUCGGGCCUCUGGCCAAAAGGGGGCCAGGACGAUCCAGUCAAAGGCUACAUCCACGUGACACAGAGCUUCUGCAUCCUGGCCGCCCUGUGGGGCCUGGUGGCCGUGGGUUUCCUGGUGCUGUCCUGCAUCCCUUCGCUGUCUGUCCCCCGCCGCGGGCCUCUGGUCUCCACCGUUAUGGCGCUUGCUGCAGCCCUCUCCAUGCUGGUGGCCAUGGCGGUCUACACCAGUGAACGGUGGGGCCAGGCUCCGCACCCCCAGGUCCAGACCUUCUUCUGCUGGUCCUUCUACUUGGGCUGGGUGUCCGCUGUCCUGUUCCUCUGUGCAGGUGCCCUGAGUCUGGCCGCCCACUGCGGUACCCAGCGGCCCGGCUACGAAAGCUUGUGAGCAGACCGGGAGAAGGCCGUGAGGAGCGUGAGAACAGGGCCCGGAAGUCUCCUCAGGCGCCAUGGGAAGGAGGGCUUGGCGCGGCCUCCAUCCCUCCCUCCAAGCCCACCCCCCUUCAUUCACUGCUUCACUCGGUCAAUAAAAAAUUUGCCAACAUCUGGUUCUGCCAAGGUUAAUUCGGUCAAGGCAUAAGCUACUAGCUGGGAGGCUGAGGCAGGAGGAUCGAA